Messenger RNA from Chinchilla lanigera (long-tailed chinchilla), 420 nucleotides. RefSeq names its product cytochrome b-c1 complex subunit 10. The record is from RefSeq and is a predicted model, not a curated record. The transcript has 3 exons. Bases 62 to 232 code for a protein of 56 amino acids. NCBI's taxonomy places the organism in Eukaryota, Metazoa, Chordata, Mammalia, Rodentia, Chinchillidae. Gene Ontology annotation, biological process: mitochondrial electron transport, ubiquinol to cytochrome c. Gene Ontology annotation, cellular component: mitochondrial inner membrane.
GCCUGCGCCUGCGCAGUGUGUUUGGGGUGCCAGGGUGACCUAGUUCGCAGACGGAGGUACGAUGUUGACCAGGUUCCUGGGUCCGCGCUACCGACAGCUGGCUAAGAACUGGACCCCGACAGCCACCAUAUGGGGUGCCGUAGGUGCCGUGGGGCUGGUGUGGGCCACCGACUGGCGGCUGAUCCUGGACUGGGUACCGUACAUCAACGGCAAGUUUAAGAAGGAUGAUUAGUCAGCUGUCCCUUUCAGACCCUUCUGGUGUCUGGUGGUGCCAGAUCCUCCCAGCACAGCGCCCGCUGCGUGCAGAGAGCCCCGAGGAUGGACACCAAGGAAGCCCAUGGCGCAGCCUGGGACUCUUUCUGCUGCUGAACAGUGUUGAUAUUUUAAUGCGCGGAGCAUUAAACCUCACUCUCCAACUUC